Messenger RNA from Salmo salar (Atlantic salmon), 5035 nucleotides. NCBI's taxonomy places the organism in Eukaryota, Metazoa, Chordata, Actinopteri, Salmoniformes, Salmonidae. The record is from RefSeq and is a predicted model, not a curated record.
GCCGCCCGCCCCGGAGGUUAGCAGAUAAAAGCCCUGAAAGUGAUUGGAAGUGAUGGUGAAAAGGAUUUAGCCCAGGCAUUAAGGAGAGAGAGAGAGAGAGAGAGAGAGAGAGAGAGAGAGAGAGUACAUAAGAGAGAGAUAGAAGGGUAAGUGAGUACAUAAGAGAGAGAGAAGGGUAAGUGAGUACAUAAGAGAGAGAAGGGGAGAGAGAGAUUUUCCACCCAGCAUUUUUUUCUGCCCUUGAGCAUCCCGGGUAAACCCGAGCUUGUAAAGUGGGAGGAGAAGAAACGGGCACCAGCCCUUCCUCAAAGUCAAUAUUUUCACUUUUGAUUCUCCUGCACGCUGGAAAUCACGCUCUUUUUUCCCAACCGCCCGUUUCCAGAUCUAGGACACCGUUCUACCCUGUGCAGCCUUCCGCGGUGUAAUAAAAAAGUUACCCGCUGGAGAAGACCAACAAGGAGACCAGACCAGAUAACAGGAGUGGAGUACAGUAACCUACACCUCGACAGGAGCCCGAUAGUGUAGAUGGAGCCGUGCAAGGUUUACGGCAGAGAGGCGGUCGUAUAAAGGGACAGAGAAGCUCUCCCGGAUCAGAUGAAUGUUCUAAGACAAUCAUUGAGGCAAGGCGCCGGACCGCUGCGUCACGACCUGAUGGCUGUAUCUAAAGACAUAGUCAACUGUACCUUAUCAUCCCUAGCGGGAAGCUCUCAUCUCUUCCAGCCGAAAAGGACCUCUGAAAUAUGGAUUUGUUCUGCUGAUUUUCCAACCAUCACCCCCACCACCGCAAACGCAGCACUGGCGCCACUAUAUGGUUGAAGUAGAUGAGAAGUUUCUCUGACUUUCGACGCCCCCUGCUCUAUUAUUUGUCACUUUUCCAUAUCCGACAUCAAAACAAGUUAGUUUAAUUUCCUAAAGGACCUGUGAUAUUUGUAGGCCCACGUUUGUUGAACGGCUGUGAAUUGACUUAGCCAACUCGAACACUUUUAUUUCUCUUAGUGCAUUUGUAUUUUUUCCAUCAUCCCCAAAACGUCCCCUUAAGCUCAGGUGAGCGUGCAGACGCAUCUUGGUGACAACAAAGUUACUUACUGUGUCCGUAUGAUACUCAGUCGAGUUCCAUGCUCUUCGCCCCAACUCUGACUAAUGUGGCCGCCCUCGCCCUUUGCCGCCAGACCCCACUCGUCCUCGGACCACUCUCGUGCCAUGCUCCGCCAGGCCGUGUUGCUCCUCCUGCACUGCUUUGCCUCCUUGACGCUGGGCCAGUACGACCUGUGCAAGUCCCUGGUGAGCACGGACGAUGGCGCCGUGUGGGAGCAGUAUGCAUGCCAGCCCAAGGCCCAGUCCAUGAAGGACUACAUGCGGGUGAAGGUGGACCCACCGGGCAUCACCUGCGGGAACCCACCUGAGAGAUUCUGCACUCUGGAGAACCCGUACCUGUGCAGUGACGAGUGUGACGCCUCCAACCCGGACCUGGCCCACCCUCCUCAGCUGAUGCAGGACCGUGAGCACACCGGCCGCAUCACCUACUGGCAGACAGUCACAUGGGCCCGUUAUCCAGAACCCCUCUUGGCCAACAUCUCCCUAGCCUGGAACAAGAGCCUGGAGCUGACGGACGACAUCGCCAUUACCUUUGAGUACGGCCGCCCCACCUUAAUGGUGCUGGACAAGUCCAUGGACCACGGCAGCACCUGGCAGCCCUACCAGUUCUACGCUGACGAUUGUCUCGAGUCCUUUAACAUGGCACCAAAGCGUGUCUCCGACCUAUCGCCUGCAAACAUUACCCUUGUCAUCUGCACUGAGCAGUUCUCACGCUGGGUGGGAUCGAAGAACGAUAAGAACGUAAAGUUCGAGGUUCGGGAGCGUUUCGCAGUGUUCGCCGGGCCGAGGUUGCUCAACAUGGACAGCUUGUACACCCGUAUGGAGAGUAUGAAGGGCCUGAGGGAAUUCUUUACCUUCACUAACCUCAGGCUGAGGCUGCUCAGGCCAGCCCUGGGGGGCACCUACAUGCAGAGGGACAACCUGCUCAAGUACUUUUACGCUAUCUCCAACAUCGAGGUGCCCGCAAGGUGUAAGUGUAACCUGCAUUCGUCGCUGUGCCUGCUGCAAGAGGGGAACCUUCAGUGUCAGUGUGAACACAACACCACGGGACAGGACUGUCAGCGCUGCAAGAAGGGCUUCAAGGCCAAGUCCUGGAAAGCUGGCUCCUACCUGCCCACACCCAACGGAUCUCCCAACACCUGUGCAAUCGCUGGUGCCCCCACGGGCGGUGGUUCUAAACUGUCAGAAACUUUGCCUUUGACUACCACACUCGCUACUUCAGCCCCCACUACAACCUCCAUAACUGAAAGUGAAAGUGAACCUGAAACUACAACCGUAUUCCCCACUACCACACCAGAACCAGACCCGACCACAACCGCUACUCAGGAAGCUUCUGCUACUACUACUCAGGAAGAGCCCAUCCUUUCAACCGAGGCCCCAACCGACACCACCACCACUCCCACAACAGAGCCCCCUGUUACAGAACCUGAGCCUCCCCUCAUUUACAGCAUGCCCCCCCCAACCACCACCAUCAACCCCACCGAUUCCCCUCCACCACCUCCACUUAUAGAGGAAAAACGUACAACUUCCAUCAACAUUACCACAGAGGCCACGCCCCCUACAACCACCCCUCAGUCUAUCACAGAGGAGUCCACACCCCCUCCACCGAUAAUGGAGGAGCUCACGUCACCGUUCCUGACCGAGAGUACUCCCCCUGUCACAACACCGCCCCCAACGGAGCUGCCUAAGCCAGUGGUUGUGGAGAGUGAAGAAGGUUGCAAUGUUUUUUGUACAGAUGCUAAUAGUGAAGUGGCAGAAGAUGCAGGAGAGACUGAGAUUCCCUCUGAAAAAGAGGGUGAGGAAGAGGAGAUGAAGGAGAAAGAGAGGGGGGAAGAGACUGAAGAAGUCACCUCCAAACCUGCUGAAGCAGAGGACAAUGCAAAGAGUGAUACUCCCUCUAAGAUAGGACUAAAGAAGGAGGGAGUGGAGGAGAAAGAGGGAAUGGAGAAGAAAGAGGAAAAGACUGAAGAAGGUAUAGGCCUAUUGUGCACUGUGUGUACUGUCACCCAAAAGCCUGAAGCAGUGGACUCUGGGAAAAGAGAAAAGCCCUCUGGCAAAGAUGAGCGGAUGGAGGAGAAAAAGGAAAAGAAAGAGGAAAAGAAAGAGACAACAACAGAGAAGGAGAAAAAUAAAGUUCCCCCCCAACCUGAGGCAGAGGGCCCUGGAGAGAGUGAGAGCCCCUCUGAGGGAGAAGGAAAGAAGGAGGAAGUGGUGAAGAAGGAGAAGGAGAUUGAGGCAGAAGUGGAGGGAACGGGUGGCACACAGGAGACCGGGAAACCCUCUGAGAAAGAGGCAGAGAAAGAGGAGGGGAGGGAGGAGGACACAGGAAAAAAGACUGAAGAGGAAGUUCUCGAAACACCUGAGUGGGGAAGCUUGGGUCAGGAGACCUUAGAGCCCCCUGGGAGAGAAGAGGAGAAGAAGAAGUGGGAGGAGGAAGAGAGUGAAGAGGAGAGAGAGUAUGCAAAAAAGAAAGGGAUUCUCAAGCUCUUGAUCUCAGGAGGAGAGCCCCAGGCCAGACAGUUGUAUGGGAUCAUAUACGAUGAUUUCAAAGACUGUGAGUGCUACGGCCACUCUAACCGCUGCAGCUACAUAGACUACCUGAACAUCGUAACGUGUGUCAGCUGCAAGCACAAUACAAGAGGACAGAACUGCCAGCACUGCAGACUGGGCUACUUCAGAAAUAACUCAGCUGAACUGGAUGACGAGGGUGUCUGCAUCGAGUGUAACUGUAACCAGAUGGGAUCUGUCCAUGACCGGUGUAAUGGGACAGGCUUCUGCCAGUGUAAAGAUGGCACUACGGGGCCCAAGUGUGACGACUGUUUCCCUGGGUACUACUGGAAACAAGGGUGUUACUCUAAUGUGUGUGACGAGGAGCUGCUCCUGUGCCAGAAUGGUGGGACGUGCUCCCAGAACCAGAAGUGUAUCUGUCCUCCAGAGUUUAAGGGCGUGCUGUGCCAACAGUCCCGCUGUGAGGGGGGCAAGGCCUGCAACACCGCCUCCACCCUCCACCUCCUGGCCCCCCUCGUCCUACUACCACACCUUUUGGCCACAUUAACUGCACACUGAGUCACCUGCUGCCCCCUCAAACACAGGGGGAACUGUUGUGUGUGUGGGCAACCCCAGAGAGGGAAGAGUGGGAAAGGCCUGCUAGCUGGCCAAGGACCCUAUGAGCACACACAUCAUAAGACUGUUACUGACUCAGGGACCCCCCCCACCCACCCACCGCUGUGAGAGUAAAAUGAGACUUCAGAGGAAGACUGAGGAAAAUCAAGACAACCAACCCACUGUCUCUCCCUUUAUACGAGAGACCCGGAGAAAUCUCAUACCAAAAAGCAUUAUUAUUACUAUUAAAUGAGCAAAUGAGAACACUUUAAAUCAUUACUGUUCACUAUGAAGAAGAAGGGAGCGAGGAAAUGGCUGAUGUAACACAAUGACGUUUCCUUUGUCUUUAUUGAUUUGAGUUAAUGCACCCCUCUUCUCUUGAGACCCUGCACUUACUGCUGCGGAAAGACUAGACAUGGGCGGAGGGCUGGUGGGAGGGGGGAGGGCUAGGUCGUGAUUCGCUGCUGAGGACUACUUAGAAUAUAAACCAUUAAUGUAUCUUAUGUGCCCACCGACAGACUGAGAUGAUACAUUUAAUUAUUACAAUAUCCAGAGGGUUAUCAAUAUUAAGAUUUUAGUCACUAUUACGGACAUUAUAGGAAUGAGUGUUGCCACCGUUUAGCAAGAUUAAAUCUUCACACAGUAUUCAGGAAUAAAACAAUCUAACUUACCAACAGUCUAAAAAGAGAGAGAGAAAAGGGGAGAAAGUAUCAAUAUUAUAAGUCAUUAUUUGAAUAUUUUUUGUUGAGAUUAUUUUUGUUUGGAGUUAUAAUAAAUUAACUAUUCCAGAGGAGCAUUUUAUUACACUGUAAGCGUUACAGUAAAUGUGAAUGAUUUA